Messenger RNA from Lycium barbarum (goji berry), 1193 nucleotides. Its product is annotated as cystinosin homolog. NCBI's taxonomy places the organism in Eukaryota, Viridiplantae, Streptophyta, Magnoliopsida, Solanales, Solanaceae. Gene Ontology annotation, cellular component: vacuolar membrane. Gene Ontology annotation, molecular function: L-cystine transmembrane transporter activity. Gene Ontology annotation, biological process: L-cystine transport. The transcript has 8 exons. The coding region runs from base 54 to 878 and encodes 274 amino acids. The record is from RefSeq and is a predicted model, not a curated record.
AGAAAUCCAAUUGGAUCAAUUAUUUUGGAUUUUGGAGAAAUCAAAGUGUAGUGAUGGCAUCAUGGAAUUCAACUCCUCUUGAAGUUCUUUACACUACUUUAGGAUGGAUUGCAUUUUUCUCUUGGUCCAUUAGCUUUUACCCUCAAGUCAUCUUGAAUUUCAAACGCAAAAGUGUGGUGGGGUUGAAUUUCGAUUUCGUGCUGUUGAAUUUGACCAAACACUCGUCUUAUCUCAUCUAUAAUGCUUCCAUGUUCUUUAGUUCUGCUGUUCAGAAGCAGUACCUUGAGAAAUAUGGCCUUAAUGAGAUGAUACCUGUCGCUGCCAAUGACGUUGCUUUCUCAAUCCAUGCUGUUCUAUUGACAGCAUUUACCCUGUUUCAGAUUGUUAUUUAUGAUCGUGGAAACCAGAAGGUCUCAAGGACUUCCAUUGGGAUCGUGUGUGUUGCUUGGUUAACUGUUGCAGUUUGUGUGUUCAUAGCUUUCCCCAGUCAUUCCUGGCUUUGGCUGAUCUCUUGCUUUAACACGUUGCAGGUUGUCAUGACAGUCAUUAAGUACAUUCCUCAGGCUAUUAUGAACUUUCAGCGGAAGAGCACUAUUGGAUUUAGCAUUGGCAACAUUUUGCUGGACUUGCUUGGAGGUGUCACAAAUUAUGGCCAGAUGGUAGUGCAAUCCAUCGAUCAGAAUUCGUGGGUGAACUUUUAUGGAAACAUAGGCAAGACUUUAUUGUCAUUGGUGUCGAUAUUCUUUGAUGUUCUCUUCAUUUUGCAACAUUAUCUGCUCUAUCCUGCUUGGAAGACUGUGACUUCUCGAGAUGUUGAUGUGACGGGCAAAAAGCCGUUGCUUAAAACUUCUGAUGACGAAAACAAGGAAGAUGUAUAAUGCAUUAUUCAUCAGAAAAUGUGUCUCGAAUGUAAAAUGGCAAAUGUAUAUUUUGAUUAUGUUCACGGUUAUUCUAAAGUAGAUGAGCCUAAAUGGAGACACAUGACAGUAAGAAUUCACAUAGCCUACAACUUGUUUGGGAUUGAGGUGUAGGUGUUGUUGUAUACAGUUAUUCUGAAGUGAAGACAGAUACAUAAUUAAAGAAAAGAAACUGCGCCUGGUAACUUUUCUAUUUUGUGAAUUUGUAAGCAUAAACAACAAUGUGUAACUUUUCUAUUUGUGAAGUUGUAAGCAUAAAGAACAAUGGGUAUGCAA